AUGAGUUUACAGUUGAAAACUUUGUCAACCCCUAGCAGCUCACAACAACAACAGCAGACGACGCCAUUACCGAGCGAGCCAUCCACGCCAACUCAGAACAAACAUCACCAUCACGGUAGCAGCAGCGCACGAAAGCGCAAACCGUUUUCUCGGCUCGGAAGUGGUGGUGGGUCUGGAAGUAAAACAGGUGGAUAUAACGAUUCCUCUUCCUCCUCUUCCUCGGACGAAGAAGAUUCAAAGAAGCACGCCGAUGAAAGUAACAGAAAAGAAGCUAAAUCACGCGCGCCUCCACCAUCGCCUCAACAGUUUAAUUCUAGAUUGGCUUCGCGAUUAGCAAAAAACGAAAGCGAUUUGAGAAUCUUACGGUCGAAUUCCGCGCUCGAACACAAAGUCGUCUUCAACGACGUGACCGAUACGGAAACGGAGGAUCAAAGUUUUAAAGACAACGACGAUAGCAUGUUACAAGAUGAUAUGCUGUUAUCGGAACAAGAACGACGCAAAGACUUGGAAGAAAAUCAAUUAGCUAUAAACAGCGAUAGUAGUAGUAGUAGCAGCAGCAGAGGAAGAGGAGGAGGAGAAGAAGACGAACGAGAGGAUAACGUAAAGAAGGACAACGCCGGGAACGUUUUGCAGAAGAAGAAUAAAAAAGAUGCGCUAGGAAGAGACUCCUAUGCGGAAUCUUCGGAUGGGAAUUCUGACGCGCAUUCGACCAGAGUAACGAUAAGAACUGCUAAAGUGGGGACACCAAACGUUCCAAUCAUGAUUAAAGAUUCCAAGAAGGACGGGAGCGUGCACGGAGGGAAGAUCAAAGUAGGGGAAUUGGCAAAGCUUCGCGACAUAACCGGAAGCUAUACAAAAGUGCUUAGCCCAAGACGCGCGUCUAUGAGCGACACGCGCAACUAUUUCGGUAGUUCGGAUAAAGUGCCAUCGGAAGCUUCAUCGCCUACAACCGCAGGCAGCGCUGAGAAGAGCGAUGCAUUAGAUGCCGUAGGACAACAACAACAACAAAACGCAGGCACGCCUCCAUCGCAAAGAAUUGAGAUCUUCGCGCAGUCAAAGUCUCCUUUAUCCGUAGAUAUGAAGCCACAAUCAUCCGCGACUAGUAGUAUUCUGAAUAUUGAUGAUGCGAGUGCUGGCCCGUCGACGACGCCAUCGUAUAAGAAUAUGCGAAUGCGAACGCAACAGCUGCGAGAAGGAACAGCGCCUCCGUCACCAUUUGGUUACGAUACGGUAACGCUGCGCGAAUCGAGCGAAGGUCAAACGAUAACGGAUGAAUGCGAGGAAACGUGUUUAAUGAUAGAAUAUUGCAUUGGAUUGAGAGAGAAAUAUUUGUUCGAGCCGACUCUUUCGAAGGUUGGAUCUCCGGUGAUGGGAUCGGUUGAAAUCGAAUCGAAAGAAGCGCUCGCUGCUUUGAAAACCGAUCAAAAAUUCAAAAUGGUAGACGGUGUGGUGCGAGUCUUUUCAAAAGAUGACGAACUGUUGCACGAACCACCGGCAUCGGCGACGGCGUUCUUUCACGACUUGCACGCGUUAAUGAUAAUUCAAUCCGCAGGCCCGGCGAAAUCGUUCUGUCAUAAACGCCUCAUGCUCACCGAGCAAAAAUUUUCUUUGCACGUCAUGUUGAAUUCAGAUGCCGAGUUUCUCGCGCAAAAGCGAGCGCCACAUCGUGAUUUCUAUAACGUGCGUAAGGUUGAUACGCACGUCCAUCAUUCGGCAUGCAUGAACCAGAAGCAUCUUUUACGAUUUAUUAAAUCAAAGCUGAAAAAAGAGCCGAACGAACUCGUCAUUUAUCGGGAUGGUAAAUAUUUAAACUUAAAAGAGGUAUUCGAGAGUAUUGGCAUGACGUCGCACGAGUUGAACAUCGAUACGUUGGAUAUGCGCGCGGAUAAAAACACGUUUCAUCGAUUCGAUCGAUUUAAUUUGAAGUACAAUCCAUGCGGUCAGUCGCGUUUAAGAGAGAUUUUCAUCAAGAGCGACAACUUGAUUCGCGGGCGUUUUCUCGCGGAAUUGACGAAAGAAGUGCUGACUGAUUUAGAAGCAAAUAAAUACACCAUGGCGGAGUAUCGUUUGAGCAUAUAUGGACGUCGCAAAGCGGAGUGGGAUUCUUUAGCCGCGUGGGUACUCAAUCACGGUUUGUUCUCGAAAAACAUCGUUUGGAUGAUUCAGUUACCGAGACUGUUUAAUAUUUAUAAAGCGCAAGGCACGAUGAAAAAUUUCCAGCAAAUGCUUGAUAAUAUUUUCAUACCUUUGUUUGAAGUGACGAUUGAUCCUUCGUCGCAUCCUGAGUUGCACCAUUUUCUGAAAACUGUCGUUGGAUUCGAUAUGGUUGACGACGAAUCCAAACCCGAGAGACGACCGAACAAGCACAUGCGCGUCCCGGAAGAUUGGAACGUUAACCAUAAUCCAGCCUAUUCCUAUUACGCUUAUUACGUUUAUGCGAAUUUGUAUACUCUGAACAAGUUAAGAGAAUCGAAAGGCAUGAAUAUCAUUACUUUUAGACCACACGCGGGCGAGGCUGGAGAUAUCGACCAUUUGGCGACGACUUUCAUGUUGGCGGAAAAUAUCGCGCACGGAAUCAAUUUGCGUAAAUCGCCGGUUUUACAAUAUUUGUACUACCUGACGCAAAUCGGUUUGAACAUGUCGCCGCUUUCAAAUAACUCGCUGUUUGUCGACUACCAUCGGAAUCCGUUUCCGUUGUUCUUUGCGAGAGGUUUAGCAGUAACCCUUAGUACCGAUGAUCCGCUCCAGAUUCACAUGACGAAGGAGCCAUUAGUUGAGGAGUAUUCGGUCGCGGCUCAAGUUUGGAAAUUGAGCGCAGCGGAUCUGUGCGAGAUUGCCAGAAACUCUGUUUUGAAUUCCGGAUUUCCUCGAGAAGCUAAGAAACACUGGAUUUCAGACAAUAUAUUCAAAUCAUCCUCAUCAAACGGUUUAGCUUCAUCAAACGAAGGCGGCGGCGGAGGCGGCGGCGAGGACGAGGAGUUGGUGCUUCACGCGUUGGAGGCGAACGAUAUUGAAAAGACGAACGUUCCAGAUUUACGUGUACAGUUCCGAUACGAUGUCUUAGAGGCGGAGAAGGGUUUGGUACGACGCGCGUGUGCUCAGGCUCGGGAGAAAGGCCGUGUUGUAAAAGUUCGUUAG
Molecule: messenger RNA, 3138 nt
Organism: Bathycoccus prasinos
Lineage: Eukaryota; Viridiplantae; Chlorophyta; Mamiellophyceae; Mamiellales; Bathycoccaceae
Product: AMP deaminase
Exons: 1
Coding region: 1-3138 (1045 amino acids)
Biological process (GO): AMP metabolic process; IMP salvage
Cellular component (GO): cytosol
Molecular function (GO): AMP deaminase activity
Source: RefSeq, a predicted model, not a curated record